Panonychus citri (citrus red mite) is the source of this 4286-nucleotide messenger RNA. Its product is annotated as exocyst complex component 6B-like. The coding region runs from base 126 to 2720 and encodes 864 amino acids. Gene Ontology annotation, biological process: intracellular protein transport; Golgi to plasma membrane transport; exocytosis. The transcript has 3 exons. The record is from RefSeq and is a predicted model, not a curated record. NCBI's taxonomy places the organism in Eukaryota, Metazoa, Arthropoda, Arachnida, Trombidiformes, Tetranychidae. Gene Ontology annotation, cellular component: exocyst; membrane.
CUAUUUGAAGGCCUAACCGGCAACAGAAUUUAAACAUCGACCAUUUUUCUCAUCAAUCUUUCGAUGUUUAAUUGACUUAAUUGUUUUAAUUUUCACUUUCUCUUUGUUAGCUGAUCACUUAAUUAAUGGAAUGGAAACAAAAUCAAUGGUUAAUCUUAAUUGGAAACAAUUUAAAUUCUAAAUAUAUUAACAGAACCGUUGGUGAUCAAUAUGAUGAUUUUAUGGAUAAAUUGGAUGCUAGAAUUAAAAGCCAUGACAAAGACAUUGAACGAAUGUGUAAUGCUAAUUAUCAAGAUUUUGUUGAUUGUAUCCAUGAUCUUCUCCAGGUUCGCCCUAAAGCUGAUCAAUUACGACAAGAGAUUAUCGAUAUUAAUCAAGAUAUACAAAAAUCAGCUGAAAAUGUUCAACGUAAAGCUGAAGAGUUAAUAAGACACCGGAAGAUUGUUUGUAACAUAGAAACAGCCAUUGAAUAUCUUAGUGUUUGUUUACCAGUAUUGAAAACUUACACCAAAUUAACUUCCCAAAUGGAUGCAACUCGUUACUAUCCUGCUUUAAAAACUUUAGAACAAUUGGAAACCAAUUAUUUACCUCGAGUGGCCAAUUACCGUUUCGCUCAAGCCAUGAGGGAUAAAAUACCACAGAUACGAGAAGAAAUCAAGGAAGCAUCAAUGUCCGAUUUAAAAGAUUUCCUGGAAAAUGUGAGAAAAAAUUCCUCCAAAAUUGGUGAAAUCGCCAUGAAAAAUGCUGCUCAUCAACAGAAUAUUGAAGAUUCUCUUUUCAAUACUAACGAUGAUCCAUCCAAAGUUAACACCUUGGAACUUGAAAAUAGUAACAAUAAGAAUACUACAAUUAUCUCAAUCAAUUCAUCAAUGGACGAGAUUGGAACCAAUGUAAAUAAAACUCCAGUUUCGAACAAAAUUUCAACCAAUUUGGGUACACCAAGGAAAAAGAAAUUAGCACCUAAACCACCUCUAUCUUCAUCAAUGGAAGAUAUUCUUGAUCAAAUUAACGAUACCGAUUCAGAUUUUGAUGUAAAUGCAAUUGCCGAAGAUGAACUUAAAGGGACAGAUAUUAUUGACUUUUCACCGGUUUACCGAUGUUUACACAUUUUUGGCUGCCUUGGUGCAUCCGAACUUUUUGAAACAUAUUAUCGGCAACAACGGCAACAUCAGGCCAAACUUGUCCUUCAAUCACCGACAAAUAUGCACGAAAAUAUUGAAGGUUACAAGAAUUACUUUUGCGGAGUUGUUGGAUUUUUCGUCAUCGAGAAUCACAUUUAUAAUACCGCUUCUGGUUUGGUGACCAAAAGUUAUCUUAACGAGGUUUGGGAAAACGCUUUACAAUCAGUGAUUGCCGCUCUUCGAACUUAUUCCUCCUAUUGUACCGAUGAGGUUUUGAUGCUUCAGAUCAAACAGAUCAUCAUAUUAUUUAGUCAAACUCUUCAAAGUUAUGGUUAUACUGUUAAUCCACUUUUUAACCUUCUCAUUGAGAUUCGUGAUCAAUACAAUGAGAUUCUAAUGAAACAAUGGUGCUCAAUUUUUCGUUCUAUUUUUGAUUCUGACAAUUAUCCAUUACAAGUGAAUAGUUCAAUUCAAUUAAGUGAAAUUCUGGCUGAUUUUCCUUACUUUGAGAGCGAAAUUAUUUCCAUUGGACCAAAAGGAAGCGAUUUUCCGAAAAAGUUUCCUUUCUCUUCAUUCGUGCCUAAAGUUUUCGUCCAAGUGAAACGUUUCAUUAACGCUUGUCGACAAUUUUCCCAAGAUUUGAAUAUCAGCUCAACCGAAAUUGAAGAUAUGGUUCGAAAAUCGACCAACUUAUUACUAACUCGAACCCUUUCAGGUUGUCUUUCUCUUCUAAUCAAAAAACCAGGUCUUGGCCUUCUACAAUUAAUCCAAAUAGCAAUCAACACUAAUUAUCUUGAAUCAUCAAUGUGUCAUCUUGAAGAGUACAUCUCUCAGCCAGUUAUCAAUCAGAAUUCACAAUCAUCCUCUCAAAAUUUAUCAUCUUCAUCAUCGAUGGCCAAUCUAAGUGAGCUAGUUGGAACCUCUCAUCUUGCCAAACUACAAGGAAGUUCAAUGUUCAAAGAUGCUCGAUCCGAUGCUGAGUCACAAAUCUACUUCUUAUUGAAUCAAAAGAUAGAUGAAUUUUUUGAUAUCGCUCAUUAUGAUUGGAGUCUAGUUGAACCAUUAGGAGUGGCCUCAUCCUACAUAACCGAUUUGCUCAAAUUUUUGACCACAACUUUUCAAGCGCUAACCAAUUUACCGGACAAAAUUGCACAAACGGCCUGUCAUUCGGCCUGUAAACACAUGGCCUCAUCCCUGAUGAACUCUCUCCUUGACGAAGAUGUUAAAUCAAUCUCAAUGGGAGCCUUAGAACAAUUUAAUCUUGACCUACUGCAAUGUGAAUUUUUCGCCUCCUCUGAGCCCGUUAAAGGAUUCGAGGACAAUGUUUUACAAUUAUGUUUCACUGAGUUACGACAAUUAGUUGACCUACUGCUUUCCUGGCAAUGGUCAACUUAUAUUGCUGAUUAUGGUAAACAAGGAAGUAAAUAUUCACGAGUUAAUCCUCAAAUUGCUCUUAAUUUGUUGGAAAAAAUUAAAGAAACCGAUGGGAAUCGUAACAUAUUCACUUCAUUCAAGAAAAAUGAGAGAGACAAGAAAAAAUUGGUCGACACUGUAAUCAAACAACUUAAACAGAUAAUCGCAAUUAACAAUUCUAAUUAAACCCCUUUUUUUUAUAUUAACUAGAAGUCAAUUAAUUAACAAAAUUCAACCUAUGGACCAAAUUUAACGCAACAACUUAAUCAACUUCAUCUACCAACAAAACAAAGUCAACAAUUAACCAGAUUCACAGCCUUAUCAUUGAUAAAUAUUCAUAUAUUUAAAUUAACCCAGCGAACAAUUCAAUCAACAAUUAGAAAUAAUUAGCUUUAUAUUUUUGUUUUCAUCAAUCAAAUUAUUCCAAAGUCACAAAAUUAACCCUUUACAAUUAAAAUCCUUCAGAGAGCUGAAAUCCUCGACAAUCAACUAACCAUCAUCAUCUUCAUAAUUUACAUCUCUAUUAACUGUGAUAUAAUAUUAACCACUGAUGAUUUACUAAUCGACUUAGCAAUGACCAAUAUUUUACAUUGAUGAUUUAGUUAAUUUCCUCCCCACCAAGAUAAAAUUAAUUAGUUGUGAUUAGACCGACAUCACCAUCAUUAAUGAAUCAAUUUAAUUGUUUGUACAGCAAAAAAAAUGCAUCAUUUUUUUUAUAAUCAGAAGCUCAGAAAUUAAUUUAUUAAAUUACUAAUUAACAAAUUACUUCACAGUCAAACAUAAUCGAGCUUAAAUCCAAUUAACUAAUCAAUACAAUUUACGAAGAGGAAACAAAAUCCAUCUAAUAUUUAAAUCAAUCAAAUUGUAUCAAUUGAAACGAGCAUGAUAAUCAUCAUCUUGAUUAUAAUCAAAAAAAAAAGUUAUAAUUUCCAAAUCUAAUUGUUUUAGUUAAUCAAAAAUUCACUGUAAUCAAUUAAAUGCAAACUUUUUCCCCGUUGAAACAAUUUAAUCAUUUUAUUGAUUUUCACUUGACAACAUCCAAAUGAUUCAACUAAUCAAGUAACGGUGAUUUAAUUAUAACUAAACCAGUUAACUAUCAAUAAGAGUAAAGUGUAAAGAUUAAUUGUAAUCAUGAGACGAUAAAUCCAAUCAUCGAGGCUCAGGCGAUUAAAUUACGAGGUGAAGCGGAAGCAUUUGCGAUUGAGGCGAGAGCGAAAGCGGAAGCUGAACAAAUGGCAAAGAAAGCAAAUGCUUACAAGGAAUAUGAAAAUGCUGCUAAAAUCGAUAUGAUUCUAGAAACACUUCCUCGGGUGGCUGCCGAAAUCGCUGCUCCUUUAGCUCAGUGCAACAAAGUGACAAUGAUCGCUCAAGGAGAUGGACCGGUUGGUGCAAGUAAAUUAACUAAUGAAGUUCUCGAUAUGAUUAACAAAGUUCAUUCAACGGUCAAUGAAUUAGCCACAAUUGCGCCACAAAGAUCAACAACCUUGUCAUCUCGACCAACAGUUCCCGUCCGUUGAUUAACCAAAAAGCCAUAAACCAAAAAACGACGAAAUGAUUUCAUCCAACAUUUAAAAACAAACGAUACAAUCCAAGUCUUAAGGCCAAACAAUUGCUUUCAAUUUGCUAAAUUUUUAUACAAUUAAUUUGCCAAAUCAAUUUUACAUUCUAAUGAUAGAAAAAUAGUCAAGAUUGUUUUAAUAAUUUUACCAAUAAGCAAAUGCUUAAUAAAGUCAUUAGCCUUUUAAACCUUGA